AUGACAAUUGAGAGACCUGUUCAUGAACAAGUUGAAGUCAAUGAUCCUGUACCGAAUCAAUCAUCAAGACAGGAUCAACUUCCACUACAAAAUCAAUCUCAAAGAAUACAAACUUUCAUUCAAAAUGGUAUAGAAAUUGAAAUACAACAACAUGAGGAAGAUUUAAAUUCAUUACAAAUUGCUUCUCCUUCUUCUUCAUCUACAAAUCAGAAAACGAAGAAUUCAAACAAACAGCAUAAACAGCAUAAACAGCAUCAUCAGCAUCAUAAUCACAAUCAUAAUCGAAAACCUAAAUCAAAGGCUCAACAUUCAUAUAUUCAACAACAAGCCCAUCAACCUCAAGAAUUAGAUGAAUCAUUAGGGUCAACUAUUAUUACCGAAAUUCAACAAGAUGAAUAUAUAUGUUUAGUAUGUACAUCAUCAAUAAAUCAAGAUUCAACAAUAUGGAGUUGUUCAGAUUGUUUUAGAGUAUAUGAUUUAGAUUGUAUACAAAGCUGGGCAACAAAAGGUUCAUCAACAAACAAGACAAAUAAAACUUGGAGAUGUCCUGCUUGUAAUGUUGAAAAUUCUAAAAUUCCAAAAAAUUUUACAUGUUGGUGUGGUAAAAUUAAAAAUCCUGAAAAAAAUCCUUUAAUGCCUUUUAGUUGUGGAAAUAGCUGUAAUUUUAAAUAUUCAGAUUGUAUUCAUAGAUGUUUAAAUAUAUGUCAUCCUGGUAAACAUCCUGUAUGUGGAGCAACUGGUCCUUUGCUUAAAUGUCAUUGUGGAAAAGAGAAAAAACAAUUACCUUGUCUUAUAACUCCAUACAAGAGAGGUUGGAAAUGUGACUUAGAAUGUAAUAAAGUAUUAUGUGAUUUAGGUCAUAAAUGUGAAAAGGGAUGUCAUAAUGGUUCAUGUGGGAAAUGUCAACAAAAAUUAGAAUAUAAAUGUUAUUGUGGAGAUACCAUAUUAAAAACAAAAUGUUUUAAAAGAAAACCUUUAGAAUGUGAAAAUUAUAAAGGUGAAAAAUGGAUAGGUGGUGGAUCAUGUAACAAGCUUAAGAAGAUAUAUUAUGAAUGUGGUCAACAUUAUGAAACUUUUGAAUGUCAACCACCUCCAAAUUUAGAAAUUUUAAAAUGUAAAUAUUCACCAGAUUUAAUAUCAACUUGUUAUUGUGGUAAAACUUCAAUUGAUUCAUCAAAUAGAACCAAAUGUACUGAUCCCGUAGAAGAAUGUGAUAAUAUAUGUGGAAAACUAUUAUCUUGUGGUCAUUUUUGUAAAUUUAAAUGUCAUAAAGGGGAAUGUGAAUGUACUGAAAUAUUUGAUAUUGCAUGUGAUUGUGGUCAUGAACAAUUUAUAACAACAUGUAAAUAUCUUAAAUCAAAUAAAACUCCAAAAUGUCAUCAUAAAUGUUCAGUUUUAUUAAAUUGUAGAAAACAUUAUCAUAGAAAAGAAUGUUGUGAAUUUGAAAGUAUUGCAUUAUAUAGAGAAAAAUUAAAGAAAAAAGCUAUUAGAAAUAAUAUCAGAACAAAUUUUAAAGAUGAUAUAAUGUCAAUUGAAGCAAGUCAUAUAUGUACUCAAACUUGUAAUAGAUUAAAAAGUUGUGGUCAACAUUAUUGUCAAGCAAUGUGUCAUCCUGGCCCAUGUGAAGUUUGUUUGGAAUCAACAAAUGAUGAUUUGGUAUGUAAUUGUGGGAAAACUAUAAUACCUGCACCAGUUAGAUGUGGUACUGAAUUAAUAUGUCAUGAACAAUGUAUUAGACCAACUGAAUGUGGUCAUAGACAAGAAAUUCAUGAAUGUCAUAAUGAUUCUAUUUCAUGUCCUAAAUGUACAGUAAUUGUUCAAAAAUCAUGUGAUUGUGGAGCAAGAGAUGAUUUACCUGGUAUAAUAUGUUCACAAGAAAGAAUAAGUUGUGGUAAAAUGUGUACAGUUCCAAAAGAUUGUGGUCAUCCAUGUUUAAAAACUUGUUCAUCAUUAUGUACAAAAGAAAGUAAACACAAUGAAAGUUCAAAAUGUUUAUCAAAUUGUUCAAAAAUUAGAAAUAAUUGUCCUCAUUUAUGUAAACAAAAAUGUCAUUUUAAUAAACCAGGUAAAAAUAAAAGUUGUGAUUCAAUUAAAUGUUUAGAAGAUGUAACUAUUAAUUGUUCAUGUGGUCAUUUAACUAAGAAAGUAAAAUGUGGAGCAUCAACUAUUGAAUCUACUUCAAUUGGAACUAUUUUACCAUGUGAUGAAUCUUGUGCAAUUGCUAAAAGAGAUUUACAAUUAAAAUCAGCUUUUUCAUUAGAGACGUCAACUUCAACAUCAGAUGAAGAUGGUGAUUCAAUUUAUUCGGAUUUUGUAUUACAAACUUAUAACAAACAAAAAAAAUGGUGUACAAAGAUGGAAGAUAUAAUUCGAACAUUUAUAGAAGAUUAUAAUUUACAAAUUGAAAAAGGUAUUGAAAAUCCAAAAAGAACUUAUCAUUUUCCAUCAAUGACAUCACCUCAAAGACAAUUUAUUCAUGAAUUAAGUUCAUCUUUCAAAAUAUAUUCAGAAUCACAAGAUUUAGAACCAAAAAGAUCAGUAUUUAUUGUAAUAACAAGAUUAACUAUAUUACCAUCAACAACAUUGCAAGAAUUUCAAGAAUAUAAACUUUCAAAACAACAACAAAUUAAUAAAUAUGAAAAUAUGACACAACAAGAAAUCGAUAAUGAAUUUUUUAAUUGUAUUAUAAUUCAAGAUACAUUUUUUGGUAUAACAAAAGAAGAAUUAAAUAAACAAUUACUUGAGAAAAAUCAAAUUGAUGGAUUUAUCAUAUCAUGGUUUAAAGAAAACACAUUUAUUAUAUAUGAUCCCAAGUUUUAUUUGAAAAUGGAUAAAGAAUUUGAACAAAUUUUAGAAGAAAUGUGUUAUCUGAUUUUAAAACCAAUUUUAAGAACAAAUUCAUUAGCUUUUGAUUGUAAAUUAGCUUUGGUUGAUCCUUCAAUUAAUUAUAUUUUAAAAAUUGAUAAACGUAAAAUUGAUCAAAAUUUAGAACAAAAAACUGAAUCUAAGGUUAUUGAAAGUAAGAAUAAAUUUGAUGUUUUAGGUGGUGAUGAUGAAUUUGUUAAAAGUUAA
Molecule: messenger RNA, 3072 nt
Organism: Lodderomyces pseudojiufengensis
Lineage: Eukaryota; Fungi; Ascomycota; Pichiomycetes; Serinales; Debaryomycetaceae
Exons: 1
Coding region: 1-3072 (1023 amino acids)
Biological process (GO): negative regulation of transcription by RNA polymerase II
Cellular component (GO): nucleus
Molecular function (GO): zinc ion binding; DNA-binding transcription factor activity, RNA polymerase II-specific; RNA polymerase II transcription regulatory region sequence-specific DNA binding
Source: RefSeq, a predicted model, not a curated record